Mollisia scopiformis is the source of this 863-nucleotide messenger RNA. Its product is annotated as alpha/beta-hydrolase. The record is from RefSeq and is a predicted model, not a curated record. Lineage: Eukaryota; Fungi; Ascomycota; Leotiomycetes; Helotiales; Mollisiaceae. Gene Ontology annotation, molecular function: catalytic activity. Bases 36 to 863 code for a protein of 275 amino acids. The transcript has 3 exons.
GCUCGCUUCGCGGAAAACCCCUUUGUAUUGCAUCAAUGUCAGAGAUGGCUUCAGCACUCGGACCAAGGGAGCACAUCGCUACAGUGACGACCGACGGUCAAGAUGUUCGUCUCUUUCAUAUUGAUUAUCCACAGCGAGGUCAAUUUAGAGAGAAGGGAGUAAUACUCCUCAUUCACGGCUUUCCCGAGACCAGCCACCAAUACCGUCACGUCCUCGAACCCCUCUCGAAUGUAGGCUAUCGACUUAUUGUUCCAGAUGUCAGAGGUCAUGGAGCUUCAUCGCAUCCUCAACUAGGGUAUACCAAGGCGGUCUUGGCAGAAGACCUGUAUCAUCUCCUACAGGAUCCAUCUUGGCAUCGAAAGUCCCAUUUAUCUCAUUCCUUCGCUACACAAUAUGCCUCAUAUGUAAAAUCACUCAUUCGGGGAGAGUGUCCUCUGCCUGAUACAACAGAAUUUGAGGGAACGAAAGCAAGCAGGAAGCAGUUCCAUUUCACGUUCCAGGCUCAGGUCGAUCUUGCUCUGCAGCUGGUCACCGGCAACGAAAAGGUGUAUCUAAACCACUUUUACGACAAACUUUCUUACAAAAGCUGCUGGAAUACCACCGAAUUAUAUGAUGCGUUCGAGCUAGAUGCAGCCGAAAAUAGAAAACGACUAAAUGAAUAUGGAAAGUGUGCUGUGCCAACACUUGGGAUGAAUAUCGAAUUUAGCAGCCAUGCUGGUGAUAUGAAGAGAAUGCUACCGGAAAUGUACGAAACUUUCGGUUGCGAGAUAGUACCGGAUUCUGGGCAUUACAUUGGGGAGGAGAACUCGGAUGCACUUGUGGCGUUUGCCAUUGCAUUUCUUCAAGAACACCCUCUUGUGUAA